Molecule: messenger RNA, 523 nt
Organism: Eupeodes corollae
Lineage: Eukaryota; Metazoa; Arthropoda; Insecta; Diptera; Syrphidae
Exons: 2
Source: RefSeq, a predicted model, not a curated record
UCAGAAAUCAAUGAAUUGCUAGCACAGAGCAAAUUGUACAAUGAACAAUCAAGACGAAAUGCGGAAUAUGGAACGCCAGAUGUUCGAUUUACACUAAGCUCAAGAGGCAACAACCUUUUAACAAUCGACGGCAUGCGAUUUACGCUAAAUCGAAAGAUGAAAGACGCCAGCUAUUGGGAGUGUGUAAAGCUGCGUUGUAAAAAAACCAAAUGUAUUGCCAGAGUUAUAUCGAAAGACGGACAAGUUGUGUCGAUGCGUGGCACCCACAAUCAUGAUUAAAUUAAUUGUUAAUCGAAAAUAGUCUUAAGUUAUUUUAAUAAAUUUCAGAAAAAAACAAUAUUUGUUUUAUCUUAAAAAACUGAAAGUAUUCAAUUAAUUAAUCCACAAUUUUAACACACAUAGGUGGAAUUUGGCUCGAUACGAAUUAUCAAUAUCUGCCAAAUCGUCGUGGUGGCUUAAAUUUAAUUUAUAAUGGCUACUUAUACACGGCGGAACGCAAAUACAAUAGCACCGUCAACUGGGU